AUGCCUUCCACCAAAUCCCUCUUGCGCACUGCCAUUUUCGGGCUGCUAGCUGCAACUCCUUUCACCGCUGCUCACACAUGGGUUGAACAGUUGAUGGUCAUUGCUCCGAAUGGUACUCUGGUUGGACAGCCUGGAUUCGCACGUGGAAAUGUCCUUCGAGGCACUCCUGGAUUCAGUGAUCCUACCAUGGUCAACCUCAUUCCACCCGACGGCCGCCCUAUCAACCAGAUCGAGCCUUCUGAUCUGAUGUGCAAGUCCACCCAGACAUCUCAGACUCAAACGGAUGGUAGUCCUAGGCUGCAGGCGGCUCCUGGAUCGGCGGUGGCUUUGAGAUUCCAAGAGAAUGGCCACGUUACUUUGCCAGACAAUCAGCCAGGAAAGCCGCCAAACCGGGGCACUGUUUUCGUCUAUGGCACUACUCAGCCAAGUCCGGACGAUUCUUUCCUUGCCAUUCACCGUGUCUGGAAUGCCAACGGUACCGGCGGUGAUGGUCGUGGCGUUCUCUUGUCCACCCGAAACUUUGACGAUGGUCAAUGUUAUCAAGUCAACGGUGGCCAAAUAUCUCAGCAGCGUCAGCAGCAGUUCAAGCACACUUUCAACAGUGUCAUGGGUAAUGACCUUUGGUGCCAGCAAGAUGUUCAAAUUCCAUCAAAUGCUCCAAGCGGUCAACCAUACACUCUUUACUGGGUGUGGGACUGGCCAACACUGCCCGGCACUGCGGGAUUUCCAAAUGGCAAGCAAGAAAUCUACACCACCUGCUUGGAUAUUGACAUCGUGGACAACAAUGGCGCUGGUACUGUUUCCAAUGCCCAAGCCAACUUUGUCCAAGGCCAAGCAGUCGACAAUGCUGCCAUUGCUGGUCAAUUCUCCGACAUUGCCAAUCCUACUGCGGUAACCGGUCAGUCAAUCCCCUUUACCUCAAUCCCCAUUCCACGCACUUCCAAACCUGCACUUCAGAAUUCAACCCAGCCACUGACGUCUUAUAUAGGUUCGACUAUUCCUUUCUCUGCUUCCGCCACCGGCCCUGCUGUCGGCGGUGCCAGCGAAGCUAGUGCCGUCGCUGCCACCCAAACUGACACAGGUGUUCCUGCCUUCUUGACCGUUCAUACUGGGUCCACAGCUGGUCCAGGGGUUGAGACUCAAUCAUUUACCGUCAUUCCCAUUGGUGUCUCAACUCCCGAUGCACAGCCUACUCCUGGGCAGGGCCGCGGCGGCCAUGGUGGAGAUAACAACGCUGGUGAGUCGGACCUUGAAAGCAUCUUAUCAUCCGUCGUCAGUUUGCUGAACAGCAUGGGCGACCAUACAGGUCCACAAGUCACUCCAGUACCAAACGCCAAUGCAGCAGUUGCCACGUUCACUGAGUACCACUCGGUUACGGAGACCGUUUUCCAAACCGUUUACAACACCAGAUACACAAAACGCGACGGUAAGCCCAACCCCUCGAUCUUUGCCUCAGCCCCAAGUGUCUUUCCAACCGGAUCUCGUGGUCGUCCCGAUUAUCCAGCCUCUCGCCUUUCUCGUUGGUACCGUUACACAACAAAUCGUGGCCACAUGACUGCGAUAUCUCCUACUUAUGCUCCAGGCGAACCCCAUUCGGUUUUCCGCGGCGGGCCUCGUAACCAUUCGUGUGGCACCGGAGAUGGCAUUGGUAACAGCAGCCUCAGAAAAGGUGACAGCGGAGACCAUGGACGCUAUGGUGACGGCAACCCAUGGUUCAACUCAAUGCACCCUGCAAGCAUGGCAUCAGUGACGACUCUUGGCUCGAUCAUGACCAUGCCCGAUGGCCUUGUCAUGACCAUGCCUGUAACCACCGACAUGGCCACUGACGCCCCUUUCCCACCUGAGAGCGAGAGCCCAUCCGAGUCGCCUCCAAACACAGUCUACUCCAUGCCUUCUGACCCAGAUUCUCCAUCACUACCCGCGAAUCCAGUUCAAUCUUCUGUACCGAUGUCGCUGACUAUUGUUCCUAUCUCAGAUUCUGCACCUACCCCAACAGUUGCUCCGCGUGCUGCCGCUCCCGAUCCAGCAGACGGAAACUGCUCGACUGCUCACUCUGCCUACCGCUUGCGCGCACGCAACCCCUUCAUCUGGCUCGGCUGGAGCUCAAGCUCAAGUGAAGCGAAAGCGACGGCGGGUUCGUGA
Molecule: messenger RNA, 2142 nt
Organism: Capronia epimyces CBS 606.96
Lineage: Eukaryota; Fungi; Ascomycota; Eurotiomycetes; Chaetothyriales; Herpotrichiellaceae
Exons: 1
Coding region: 1-2142 (713 amino acids)
Source: RefSeq, a predicted model, not a curated record